AUGAUUUACCCCAUCUACCUUCGUUUGCAAGUCAGGCAACUGGUGCCUGCUGGUCCUGUUGGCACUCCAGGCCACAGAGGCUCGGCUUCGGUCUUUCGCCAGAUAAUCAAGCUUUACUCUCAAUUACCUAAAUCCCUCUCCGACCCCUUUAAUUUCCUCGACGACCAAUGGUUCAUCCAACACAUUGUGGCACAGACCGAAGGGACGAUGGGCUACUGGUACUUUAGACCUUUGCAGAAGUGCGAUUCCAGGCAGCAGAUCCAACUCAAAGUCUCCGGACGCUUAAACAACACAAAAUUCACCCGUUGGAUCUAUCUCGCGGUCAUAGGCAUUGUCAGGUCGUUCCUCACCGGCGAUAUGUCCCAUAUCCAACUCCACAAUUCCUGGAUGGACUACAUCCAAGGUUCCCUGGCGGCCGAACUCACACUCGACCUAGCGCCGCGGGAAAUGCAGGAGCGAUGGUCUGAAUGGCUCCAUGUAUCGCUCAUAAAAACUGUAUUCAUCAACAACCUAAACGCAUACCAAGCUCUUCGAAACAUCGCCCCCAUAUUCCUCCAAGUGAUAUACUCAAUGCCGACUCUCUGGCCAGCCCAUUCCGACCUGGCACGAGUACCUCUACCGGGCAUCCUCGAUCUACCAACCCACCAAUUCGCCUACUUUUCACUCAUAGACUGCACCUACGCCAUGGUCUCGGGCCUCCCACAACAGGUUGAAUACGACACGACUAUCCACUCGCCGCUCCCGUCUUCGUCUCGCUACCAGAUCACGCACGGGUUUCCCAACGAGCUUCUGCUCAUGCUCGCUGAUAUCAACGCGUGUCGCGAUAUGUCCCCGCAUGCCCGCCGUCGUGGAUGA
Rhizoctonia solani is the source of this 855-nucleotide messenger RNA. RefSeq names its product Fungal Zn(2)-Cys(6) binuclear cluster domain. Lineage: Eukaryota; Fungi; Basidiomycota; Agaricomycetes; Cantharellales; Ceratobasidiaceae. Bases 1 to 855 code for a protein of 284 amino acids. The record is from RefSeq and is a predicted model, not a curated record. The transcript has 4 exons.